This is a messenger RNA of Oryctolagus cuniculus (rabbit), 6125 nucleotides long. Lineage: Eukaryota; Metazoa; Chordata; Mammalia; Lagomorpha; Leporidae. The record is from RefSeq and is a predicted model, not a curated record.
AUGAAAUGUUACCCGUUGACUCAGGAGGAAAACAAAUACGGUCCGGUGGGCACCCCCACAGCACGGGCAGGGACCCUGAGUGGCCUCGCAGGCUUCCGUGGACGUGGAAGGAAGAUGAGGGACCUGCAAGAUGCGAUUACUGUUACGUGGCCAGUUCUCUUUAAGAGCUUUCCUCGGCUCCUUCAUUUCUACAGCCUUGUUGCACUGGUCUGGGAGAGUUGGAAGGACUGGCAACAUUGGAGAAUAACUGCCCAGCAUCCUCUGCCCAACCAAUCAGAAUGUAGGAAAAUCUACAGAUAUGACGGAAUCUACUGUGAAUCUACCUACCAGAAUUUACAAGCAUUGAGAAAGGAGAAAUCCCGAGAUGCUGCUCGCUCCCGCCGGGGGAAAGAAAACUUUGAGUUCUAUGAAUUGGCCAAGUUGUUGCCUCUCCCUGCAGCCAUCACCAGCCAGCUUGACAAGGCGUCCAUCAUCCGGCUUACAAUUAGCUACCUGAAGAUGAGGGACUUUGCUAAUCAGGGAGACCCCCCGUGGAACUUGCGAAUGGAAGGCCCUCCACCCAACACGUCAGUGAAAGUUAUAGGUGCACAACGAAGGAGAAGCCCCAGUGCACUAGCCAUUGAAGUAUUUGAAGCACAUUUGGGAAGUCACAUUUUGCAGUCCCUGGAUGGCUUUGUAUUUGCACUAAAUCAAGAAGGAAAAUUUUUGUACAUUUCUGAAACAGUCUCCAUCUACCUAGGUCUCUCGCAAGUGGAGCUGACAGGCAGCAGCGUCUUUGACUAUGUGCACCCCGGGGACCACGUGGAGAUGGCAGAGCAGCUGGGCAUGAAGCUCCCGCCCGGGCGGGGUCUCCUCUCUCAGGGCACCGCCGAGGACGGAGCCAGCUCAGCAUCUUCCUCCUCUCAGUCAGAGACCCCUGAACCAGUGGAGUCAACCAGCCCCAGUCUGCUAACCACUGACAACACCCUCGAGCGUUCCUUUUUCAUCCGAAUGAAAUCUACUCUGACCAAACGCGGCGUGCACAUCAAAUCAUCAGGAUACAAGGUGAUUCACGUAACAGGACGGCUCCGCCUGAGAGUGUCGCUGUCCCACGGGAGGACGGUCCCCAGCCAGAUCAUGGGUCUCGUGGUUGUGGCUCACGCCCUGCCCCCCCCAACGAUCAAUGAAGUCAGAAUUGACUGCCAUAUGUUCGUCACUCGAGUAAAUAUGGACCUCAAUAUCAUUUACUGUGAAAAUAGGAUUAGUGAUUACAUGGAUCUGACCCCCGUGGACAUCGUAGGCAAGAGAUGCUACCACUUCAUCCAUGCCGAAGAUGUGGAGGGCAUACGGCACAGCCAUUUGGACCUGCUGAACAAGGGUCAGUGUGUGACGAAGUAUUAUCGUUGGAUGCAGAAGAAUGGAGGAUAUAUUUGGAUACAGUCUAGUGCCACCAUAGCCAUCAAUGCCAAGAAUGCAAAUGAAAAGAAUAUCAUCUGGGUGAAUUACCUUCUUAGCAAUCCUGAGUACAAGGAUACCCCCAUGGACAUAGCACAGCUCCCCCACCUGCCGGAGAAGACAUCGGAGUCCUCGGAGACCUCGGACUCUGAAUCAGACUCUAAAGACACCUCAGGUAUUACAGAGGACAACGAGAACUCCAAGUCGGACGAGAAGGGCAACCAGUCGGAGAAUAGCGAAGACCCGGAGCCCGACCGGAAGAAGUCUGGCAACGCGUGCGACAACGACAUGAAUUGCAACGACGACGGCCACAGCUCCAGCAACCCCGACAGCCGCGACAGCGACGACAGCUUCGAGCACUCGGAUUUUGAGAACCCCAAGGCGGCCGAGGACGGUUUCGGCGCGCUGGGGCCCAUGCACAUCAAGGUGGAGCGCUACGUGGAGAGCGAGUCGGACCUGCGGCUGCAGAACUGCGAGUCGCUCACGUCGGACAGCGCCAAGGACUCGGACAGCGCAGGCGAGGCGGGCGCGCAGGCCUCCAGCAAGCACCAGAAGCGCAAGAAGAGGCGGAAACGGCAGAAGGGCGGCAGCGCCAGCCGCCGGCGCCUGUCCAGCGCGUCGAGCCCCGGCGGCCUGGACGCCGGCCUCGUGGAGCCGCCGCGGCUGCUGUCCUCGCCGCACAGUGCCUCGGUGCUCAAGAUCAAGACGGAGAUCUCGGAACCCAUCAACUUCGACAACGACAGCAGCAUCUGGAACUACCCGCCCAACCGGGAGAUCUGCAGGAACGAGUCCCCCUACAGCAUGACCAAGCCCCCCAGCUCUGAGCACUUCCCGUCCCCGCCGGGUGGCGGCGGCGGUGGUGGUGGCGGUGGCGGUAGCGGCGGUGGCGGUAGUGGCGGUGGUGGCGGCGGUGGAGGGCUGCACGUGGCCAUCCCCGACUCGGUCCUCACCCCGCCAGGCGCCGACGGCGCGGCCGCCCGCAAGACUCAGUUUGGCGCGUCGGCCGCCGCAGCUUUGGCCCCAGUCGCCUCCGAUCCGCUGUCGCCCCCGCUCUCGGCGUCCCCGCGGGACAAGCACCCCGGCGGGGGUGGUGGCGGUGGGGGAAGCGGCGGUGGGGGCAGCAGCGGGGGCAGCGGCGGCGGCCCCAGCGCGUCCAACUCCUUGCUGUACACUGGGGACCUGGAGGCGCUGCAGAGGUUGCAGGCUGGCAACGUGGUGCUGCCGCUGGUGCACCGGGUGACCGGGACCCUGGCCGCCACGAGCACGGCCGCGCAGAGGGUCUACACCACGGGCACCAUCCGCUACGCGCCCGCCGAGGUGACCCUGGCCAUGCAGGGCAACCUGCUGCCCAACGCGCACGCUGUUAACUUCGUGGACGUUAACAGCCCCGGCUUCGGCCUCGACCCCAAGACGCCCGUGGAGAUGCUGUACCACCACGUGCACCGGCUCAACAUGUCGGGACCGUUCGGCGGUGCGGGCGGCGCGGCCAGCCUCACGCAGAUGCCCGGCGGCAACGUGUUCACCACGGCCGAGGGACUCUUCUCCACGCUGCCCUUCCCCGUGUACAGCAACGGCAUCCACGCGGCGCAGACUCUGGAGCGCAAGGAGGACUGAGCGGCGCGGGGUCCCCUCGGCGUCUCCCUCUCCACCCUUCCUUCUUAGCACUUUGGAUUCCAGCAGGUCAGCGUCUUCUGCGACACCACGGCCCCCAGACCACCCCCGCUUUCUUUGCCUUGACUCCUUCGUUCCUGUAAAGAUAGGUUUAUUUUUUUGCCUUCCGAGGCUCCGACCACCGGUUGCCUGCCGCUCUGUCUUCUUCCUCCGCCACGUGUGUCGGGUCCCGUUGUGUUCUAUCCCUUUUGCAUCUUUAUUAAGAUGUCUUUCGUGUGUAUUUGCCUCUGCCAUAGAAUACUCACUCUCGUGGGCCAGAGAUUCCUCGAGCGACGACCAUUGGGCUUUCUUCCGGAAAGAUCUUGAUAUGAUCAAGAUGGAAAGAGACAAGCAUAGAAACCGUGUGCCCUGUCUGACGAAGUCAAAGGAAACGGGCUGGGGUGUUGGUUUCUGUUCCUGAUUCCUUUCCAAAUAGGGGAAUAAUAUUUUAGAAUUUUAUGCAGAAUUUAAUUCUCUUUUUAUGGUUGAGAUUUUAAGAUUUUUCUUACUUGCACAUAAAAAAUAAUUUGGGUUCUUAAGCUUAAUUUCUGGCCUGUGACUAGAAUGUUUAAAAAAAAAACAAGUUGGACUAAAUGUUAAUUACUGAAACAUUAACUUAAUUUCUAAAACCAUGGUGCUAUCAUUUAUUAAUCUGUAAUGUCUUCAUACAAAAUGCAGCUCCUGUGCUGGGUUUUGGAGGAAAAAAAAAAUGUGUUCUGUCCUGGUGUGAGUGUUGCUGCAGUCUCCUUGGUUAGUUAAGACAAAGCCCUCAUUAACAUUUGCUGCAAGACAUAAAAUGUUUUACCUCCCAACUAACAAACAUAGCCUCACAUGAAAUUUCAUGGAUCAGGAAAGCCCUUUAUAAAGGGGUUUUUGGGGAAACUCAAACUGAUUUGAGGAGCAAUUUUAGGUACAUAUUGCCUUUUGUUGAGCUUUUUCCUUGUGUUUUCUUACUCAGUCUAACUGAGGCUAAUUCUGCAACUUCAGUAACACUUCUGAGUACAAGAAGGGAAAGUACGUAACUACGUAACACGUUUUGGUUUUUUCAUUUCUUGCUAAAAACACUAAAGGAAGGUUGUAUGUUGGGGGACUGAUUGGAUGGCAUUUAUGGAAUUUCUUUCCCUUUGGUUCUUCCUUCUCAGUUGAAACCAGUAAGUUUUAAGACUAAAGAAUGGGUUACUAAGCUUCCGACAGAUAACUGCAACUGAAAGCUGCACAUUAAGUAAAUUAAAAAAACAGAAAAAGAAAAAAAGGAAAAAAAAGAAAAAAAAGGAAAAAAAAACAUCCUAUUUUGUCUUUGUUGCCAGAAAUCAGUGUGGUGUCAAAUACUCCAAAUGACUGUCAAGUAUAAAUUCUUCUUCCACUUCAUUUUUGGCAGCUGUUUGCUAAGGCAUCUAAUAACAGAUGUGAGAACUGUAAUGUGUACGGUGUGUACGUGUCCUUGGCUGUCAGUCCCAUUGCAGUCUCAAUGUGUGUUGCUAUAUGCAGUAUAUACUAAGCUGACGUAGUUGUUUUGUCCGUUGUCUUCUUUGUGCUCGAUCUCUAGUCCGGAGUGGAACAGUCCCAUUCCUGCAGUCCUAGUGAAUCAGUGAUUCUUGGGGGUUAGUGGUGUUUGUGUGGUGGCCUUCCUCUGUAACGUCACCCUAUGCUGCUCCUACUGUCUGUGACCCUUCUGUUCUCCUUUUUAAAGUUCCUGCCGUUGCUUCGCUGGUGUAUAUUGUCCCUACCUCGCCUUCCUCUCCCUCCCUCUCCCUCCUCUUCUUUCCUUUCCCCAUCUCCAAAAUCUUCUUCAUUCUCAGAGAUAAAAAGACUCUUAACUAGCUCAAGGUGAAUGGAGCCAUUUUUCCCACAACGGAAUUCUGGGUAGACUCUCUCUUCUGGAGUGCCACACAAAGCACGGAAGAGUAAUGCUCAGAUGUAUUACCUAAUCAAUGCCAUAGAGCCUCAGCUGUUCACAUUCCCAGAGUCCCUUGUGCUCUACCUGUAAGCAGUGGGUGCUUUUCUUUGGUUCCCUUCCAGGUUGGCUGAUGGAGCAAUACAUAAAACAAUUACCAGUGAGACAGAAAAUUAUUUCAAAGGUCAACCAACAUCUGACAACACAAAAACAAAACGGGAGGGGGUAAUGGAAUAUAGAAUUGUUAUAUAUAUAUAUAUAUUUGUUUAUUCGUGCAAUGCUAAUAAUAGUAACUCGGCUGUCCUUUGAAUAUCACUGUGUUGAGUGGAUUCCUCCAGGACUUUUGAUUCUGUGAGUUGGGCCCAAACCAUGAUCGAAUCCUAAGAACGAGACGUGAAAUGCCACAGCUUUUCCUAGCACGCUUACUUGAAGGAUUUAAGCGGGGUUGGAAGGUGAAGAAGGCCAAUCGAGAAAUUUAAAGAUUAAUUUUUGGAAACUCUGCUCUAGCUAUUGAACAAUCAAAGGAAUGCACCUAUCAGCUACAAAAAAAAAAAAAAACAGCUAGACAGCUGGGUUUUUUUUUUCUUUUAUAAAUGUUUCUGUGUUGUGUCAAGAUGAUUUCUGGUGAUUUAAACUAACAGAUAAUCACAGCUGCUGUCUAAAUCCAUAGUGUUUAAAAUGACAAAAUGAAAAAAAAAACACUUCAUUACCUGUGAAGACUGUGUCUGUGUUUUUAACUUUUCUUGUACAAAUAUAUGAAAACUUUUAUGAGGAGACUGGUGCCAAGUAGCUGAAUAAUGGGGAAAGGGAUAUCUGUUCGUAAAAAUCUUAGCAGUGUUACCAACUCUACAGUACAUAUAUAUAUAAAAUUAAUUAAAACGUUACAAAGCGACAGCUAUGGUACAUUUGUUUUGUGUGAAGCUAACCGGACCUAACUUCCUGAGUGCCUGGCUUAUUUUGAAACAUUUUUUUUUCAUUGACCAUUGAUAAUGCUGCAAAUCAGAAAUGUACAUACUUCAUUUACAACAGGGUUCUUUUUAUACUUUUGUAGAUUCUCAUACAUGUCACAUACAUGGUUGUCUUUAUGUAACUUAAUUUUUUCAUCUGCAGGUGCCAUUUUCAUAAUAAACUUCUCUUGGAUUUGUUA